This is a messenger RNA of Kockovaella imperatae, 1845 nucleotides long. RefSeq lists its product as hypothetical. Gene Ontology annotation, biological process: regulation of transcription by RNA polymerase II. Lineage: Eukaryota; Fungi; Basidiomycota; Tremellomycetes; Tremellales; Cuniculitremaceae. Bases 1 to 1845 code for a protein of 614 amino acids. Gene Ontology annotation, molecular function: RNA polymerase II cis-regulatory region sequence-specific DNA binding; DNA-binding transcription factor activity. The transcript is spliced from 3 exons. The record is from RefSeq and is a predicted model, not a curated record.
AUGGAAAGUAAGGACGCCUACACUUCAAAGGAAUACAGAGAACCACCAAACUAUCCCUCUGGACAUCACCCCGCUCCCCCCACCUCGUCCUCAUCCACCGCCGCGUCCCCAUUCGCUUUUGCGCCUCCCCCUCUUCCCAUCAACUCGGUCUCAAACUCGUUCAGAUCUCAAAUGUACCUCUCCGACCCACCUACCGGAAGCUACCCUAAAUCAAUGGUCCAACCUUCCUCUUACCCGUACUCGUCUGCUCCCAUGGGAUUCAGAUCUUAUUCAAGCGAAUCCGGGGCGCCUCCUCCCCACAAGACUUCUUCCAACUCGCCAGCCAGUUUAGCAGGCAGAACACCCAACAUGGACAUCGCCAUGGGGUCUCCACUCAACUCUUCAUUCAGCAGUCCCUACGCCUAUGGAGGUGGAAGACAAGUUAGCAGUCAAAGUCCGUAUGCUAGCAAUCUGUCUCUCCCUUCACCUCAACCUCGCCCCGGUGCCUAUCCUUACAUGCAGGCUCCCGAUAUGCCGAGAUCACUCACCUACCCUUCUUAUGCUCAGCCAUACGCCUCACCAUCCGCUUAUCACCCGUCCCUCUCCACUCCUUCUUUGCCCACGCAGAGCGGUCUGAGACACGAAAGCUCAGGUGCCGGACCCAUCCGACAACCCAUGGGAUACUCAUUUGCCAACCGAUUGCCAUUGGUCGACAAACCUUUCAAGUGUGACGAGUGUGUCCAGAGCUUUAACCGAAACCACGACCUCAAACGACACAAGCGGAUCCAUCUCGCCGUCAAGCCUUUUGGCUGUGAGAAGUGUGGAAAGACGUUCUCCCGUAAAGACGCUCUGAGACGUCAUUGGCUCGUGAAAGGAUGCCGUGGUGACGAAGGCGCUACUGCUCCCAUUGUCCCCAUGUUCCCCAUCACUGGAGCCGCGGUCCGAAAUGCCAGACCGACUUCUCCUCCCACCCCACCCGGUCACAUUACACCGCCCGAAACGGCUACCUCGGCCUCGUACCCUCAUCCAUCCGGUUCCUACUCCAUGAACAGACCCGAUGUUCCACCAUUGCUCAACACUUUGCCCUCUCGCACACCUUCCGUCCGAUCUGGCAUGUCUCAGGUCAUCCUCACCCCUAAUGACAUUGGACCCAACGCUUCCCUGAGCAGACAACAGCAGAUGCCAGGUGGUGGCGGAUCGAUCCACCUCGAAGACCCAAUCGUCAUUGAGCCUUCCAUGGGAUCAUCUUCCACGCCUCCCACGGGUGAAAGUGGUCAAAGUGGAUACUUUGACAUGAACUUGAAAUCGGGUUCAGACUCAAACAUGCUCAACGCUCCCAUCCUAUCACCAGGACAACAACACGCUCAAUACAGUAACAACAACAGGUCUUACAGUUCGCUCAACUCGCCAGCGACUAGACCCUCUCAUCACCCAUACCGACGAAGCAACAACCCUAACACUUCACCGGUCAAGCUGUCACCGAGGACAUCCACCACACUGUCUCCAACUACAGGUUACGCCCCGGGUCAGAGAACGUACUCGGGUGAGGCUGGUGCUCCAUCCAUCGGACCAGAUGGUAAAUCGGCAUUUGCGGUCCCUUUCACACCGGAUUACCAAUCAUCAGCCAACGGAGAUAUGCUCAACGUCUCUCAUCCCCCUGGAACCGGUCACAGUUCCGGAAGCCCAGCGGAAGGCAUGUCUCGUCAAUCUUCUGGUGACUCUGAUCCUUCCACUUGGCAAAGAUGGCACAGGCCAAGCUUUCCAUUCCCUCAUUCCUCUGCUGGCACCGGCCCAAACUCGUCAUCUUACCAAUCCUAUGACAAUUCUCCGCCUCUCGAAAUGACUUCUGCAAGUUAUUCGCAGUAA